AUGCUCAAGGCCCCCAACUUCAGGGACUCGGCCCCUGAAUUGAUUCCAUUCGAGCGCUAUGAACCGCUAGAUCCAGGUCUCUCUGUCUGGUAA
Messenger RNA from Fusarium verticillioides 7600, 93 nucleotides. RefSeq lists its product as hypothetical. Lineage: Eukaryota; Fungi; Ascomycota; Sordariomycetes; Hypocreales; Nectriaceae. The transcript has a single exon. The record is from RefSeq and is a predicted model, not a curated record. The coding region runs from base 1 to 93 and encodes 30 amino acids.